Messenger RNA from Octopus sinensis (East Asian common octopus), 9543 nucleotides. Its product is annotated as protein NO VEIN. The transcript is spliced from 34 exons. NCBI's taxonomy places the organism in Eukaryota, Metazoa, Mollusca, Cephalopoda, Octopoda, Octopodidae. The coding region runs from base 379 to 9081 and encodes 2900 amino acids. The record is from RefSeq and is a predicted model, not a curated record.
AUAAAUUAAAACAUAAAGAUCCAGAGCAAAUACUGAAAAGUAUUUGCCUUCCCACCAAAGCUCUUACCACAGUGUUUUGCUUUUGACACGGUUUCGAUUUGGCUGUAGAUUCGCAGAAUCGGUCGAAAGAGAAACUGGAGCUGGAUUCACGAUUCCCCGUCACAGCGGAAGUUGAUGCUUUUUGAAAGCGGAAGAAACAUGUUUCACAUCCGUGUUUAUCUUUAUUUCUUAGAAUUCCAUCAACAGAGAGCAACACAUUGUCUCUGAACGGAAGGAAAGUAAGCUGAAGAAAUUAAAUAUCAGCACCAAAAUUUAUCAGAAUUGCUAAUUUUGUCAACAAAGUAAACCAGCAGGAAUUGCUAUAUUGUACCAUUAGAAAUGGAAGAGCCACCAUCAUCCCUUAAAGGGAAGAAAAGGAUGUGGCUGAAACAAGAGAUUGUAAACCUCUUAAAGCAACAUCCACAAGGUAUAGAAAAAGUUCAUUUUUGGGAUUUUAUUAACCACAACAUUAAAGGGAUUGGACCAAAAAACAAAUAUGGUGUGAAGAGCAUGAAUGAAUUAUUUGAAUAUUAUGAUAACCUUGAAAUUGUGUCAACAAAUAAUAUUUCAUAUGUGAAGUUAAAAGCAGAGAAUGAAAUGAAAGCAGUAAAUAAACCCGGUAUUGAAGAACUUAAGAAAGUCAUAUGUGAAGUACUUGAUGACAACAGAGGUAGAGUAAAACGUGAUCAGUUUUGGAAUAAGGUGGCUGAGAAGCAAAGACAUUUUGUGAAUCCCUCAUCCUAUGGUUUCAGUAACUUAUAUGAAUUUCUGAAACAUUUCUCUGAUAUUGUGGUAGAGGUGAGUGACAAGAAUGAGUUAUAUAUACAGAAGAAAACUUCGAGUGAUUUCAAUGAACCGUCUAUUGACAGAAACUCAUCUUACUUAGGCGAGAACAUGUAUCAUUUUCCCUCACUUAAUGAAACAAUAAGAAGUAACCCAUCAAAGCCAUCUCUAGCAGAAGUGAGACACAGAUUUUGUGACGUUCUUCUGAACUUUCCUCAGGGCAUGCCACUGCCGAAACUGCUGGAUAACUAUGACAGAAUGUAUCAAAAGCCAAAAUUUAACUUGUUAGAUUAUAAUGUCAGUAAUUUUGAAGAACUUUUUAAGUUGCCUGAGUUUCGGUGUUUUAGUGUUUUAGUACAGAACAAUAUGAUAAUGAUUUAUUUGAAGGAACACAAUACUCCCGGCCAUAACAUGUUUUAUCCCUCCAAUGUUAAUCAAAUGCCAGCUCCUAAAUGGGGUGAGCCAGCAUUUCCCGCCAUGCAACAACAGCCACAUGUCACUGAUAGCUUCCACCUCGCACCUUUCUCAAAACUACCCCCACCAAAAACGAAUGAAAAAGAAAUUUUAGUACCGCCUUUAAAUAUUGCCCCUGGAGAGACUCUGACUAAAGAACGUCUUGACAAAAUUGCCAAAGAAUGUAUUGAAAUACUUUCUGAAAAUAAUGAAUGUGUGUCUAUUCAAGCCAUUGAAAAUCUUUUCCUUCAACGCCUUAGAAGAAAAAACUUACGAGAACUUGGUAUUCGUACUUUAGAUCAUUUGCCGUCAGUUCAUGAUCAUAAUCGUUUGGUCUGUAAAGUUAAUGCUUAUAUUCAAGCCUUUGUGACAGUUCGGUCUGUCUGUACACUGAAAGAACUGGAAGACUGCAUUGCACUUUAUGUUAAUGAAAGCAAUUCUUUUCAAAGCCUGAAACUUGGACCUUUACAUAAGAUGCAAAUUGUUUUUGAUUUAUUUAAAUUUCCUCCUGGUGAAGACAGUUUCCCAGAACUCUCUACAAUGGAUGUUUUAGAUAAUAUAAGAAAUUUUCUUAAUGAGAAUAAUUGGUACAAAAAACAUGAAAUGCAGGAAGUUAUGACUUUUUUGACGAAGGCUUUUCACUGCAGUGAUCCAUUUCACCUUGGAAUUCGCUUGCGGAGCCUUCCACUUGCUAUUGGGGUCAUAAAACGUGCUCAGAAAGAUGAUUCAACCCUUACCAGAAAGGUCUUUGACGAUAUGAAAAUGAAAUUAACUGAAGAAAUACAAAAUGCUUUCAAUAAAUUCCGUGGCUACAUUCUCGUAACGAAACAAAAGGAUACACAUUUGAAGGAGCACUAUGCUAAAAUGUCUGCUGAUGCUGCACUGAAGGAGAUCUUUGAACGGCUGUGUUUGUUGCUUCAAAUUGAUGAACCUAAAACUAUAGCAGAACAGAAGCAAAAAAGAAGAUUCAUAGAGAUUUCUAAUAGUUUCUUUCAACAAAUAAGUAAUCAUGAUUUAGCUAGGACUGUCUUUCAUGUUGCUAUUUGUGUCAGUAGUACCGAACUACAAGCAACCGCUCUGGAAUUCCUGGACCGAAGUCCUCAGCCUGCACCCAAUGACACUAAUAGAAAUGAACGUCCUCCUCCUUCAAAAGAACAAGUCCUUCAGUCUUUGAAAAAGUAUCUGGAAAAAUACAUAUCUUCUGGGACUUUAAACUUGAAUCACUUCAACAAAAUCGAAGAACGGUUAUUGGAAGAUUUUGGUAUGACAACCUUUUCCCAAAUGGGUUAUGGACGAUUCCUCUCAUUCCUCCAGAAUAAUACAUCAAUAAAAAAAAUUUUGGAUGAAACUGGCCUUACAAUGUCUGGAACAUCUGAGAGCAACAAGAGUGGAAUUGGUGUAUAUAAACCUUCACCAGCAGAUGUUUGUAACUUUGUAAUUCAAUGUAAAGAUGCCUGCACAACAAUCCAAAAUAAUUUAAUUGAAAAUGCUCUCUGCCAUCAUUAUGCUGUGAAGAAUUUAAAAAGCAUUGGCCAUGGUACUGUCCAGCACAUAGUUGAUUUAGCCUGUAAAAGAACGUAUCCAGCCUCACAUGUCUUUUAUGAAGCUGCUCUCUGUUCUCUGGAAAGAUCAAUGAAUUGCACCCUUGGCAAGGUUGGAAUAUUAGGCUACCAAAACCAAGAAACCGUUCUUGCAACAUUGCACAAUUGCCCCUUACUAGAGGACAUGUCGGCUUGGUCUCACUGGCCUUUGGUAUUUGAACCGCAAUUUGGAAAGCUGCUUGAUUUUGUGCUCAAGAAUGGUGGAGAAAAAUAUGUACAACUUGAAGGUGGCAGAAAGUCAGUACGCACUGAUUUUAUGGUCCUUGAGACUGAACCCGGAAAAUAUUUAAAAAUCAUCAGUGAGACUUCUGUGGAAAAGUUCUCUGCUGCCUGUUCUACGAGUGAUGUGAUCAACACUUGUGGUCAUCUGGUAUCCCUCAUUGUUCACAAUAAAGGUCUGGCUAUGACACCAUUUGCCUACCUCUCUAAUAUCUUACAGACACAACUUUUCACAUUGAAUAAUGAUACUAACAGCAAACAAGAUGAUGAAAAAUAUACGGGUAACCCAGCGAAAUUUGUGCUGGACUGCUUACUGCGUUUGCCCAUUCAGAUCUGUGUGUCUGUUGCAAAUAAGAUGUUCCUGGAGCCACUUGGGAAAGUUCUUGGCUUAACAGAAUCUAAGCUUGUUCUCUGGAAGAACUGCCAAAAUAUACAGGAAACCAACCGUCUUGAGACUUUGGGGUGUUUACUUGGCAUUGCUGACUGGGUUGGCACUUUAAAUAAAAUGAAAGGUUCUUUCAUAACAUCUGAAAUUGAAACUAUAGCUGAAAUGGAAGAUGACCAGCAAACGGACAAGGAAUCUGAGGAGGAGCUCAUAGAAUCAGAUUCUGAAGACAGUAUAAAAUCUUCAGACGAGGACGAUAUUAUAACAAUGCCGAAUAUGGUUCUAGAAACACAGAGUACAGAGGAACUGGAUAAUGUCCUGCCUGAAAUUAUGCCAAACAAAAAUUCUGAUGUUAUUAUAAUUGAUGAAGAAAAUGAAGAAACUGGUACAAAUGAUGCUAAUAAACAGGAUGAGAGUUUACCUGAGGAAGAAAAGGAAGAAAUCUGCUCAGAGAAGGCUUUGAUUGAAACAAUACGUCGAGAAGAAUUUGGUCUUGGCAUUAAACUUAAUGCUGAUGGUCAGAAGUUGAUUGAUCGGCAACAAGAACGACUGGGACGUAGUUUGGAUCGAUUAUCUAAAGAUUUGUAUAGUAAAGACACUCAUUUUGUGUUGGAGUUGAUCCAAAAUGCUGAUGACAACACCUACCCAGAUAACUUUGAUUCUAAGGAUUCGUCAGCCUGUCCAUCAGUGCAGUUUGGUAUAGAUGAUAGUUCAGUGACUAUUCUCAACAAUGAGGUUGGUUUUAAGGAAAAAAAUAUUCGAGCCAUUUGUGAUGUUGGUAAGAGUACCAAGGAAAAACGCAAAUUUGGUUAUAUUGGUCAAAAGGGAAUUGGAUUCAAGUCUGUAUUUAGAAUAACAGAUCGUCCUGAAAUCCAUUCCAACAAGUAUCAUAUUUGUUUUGACGUGAACAGUGGUCCAACAGGCUACAUCCUCCCCCACUGGAUUGAUAGCUACUCUCAUCCAGAAGAUAAUUGGGUUACAAAGAUUCUUCUACCCUUAAAGGAUGGUGUACAACAGUCCAAAUGUCUUGCUGCUAGCUUCAAUGACAUACACCCAUCUUUGCUACUCUUUCUACAUCGAUUGAAAAAGAUCACUUUAAGGAAUGAGAUUCAAGGCACAGAAACGGUGAUGCAACGUUAUGAUCAAGAACAUGAUAUUGUUGAAAUAACUCACAAUGGAGUUGUUGACCGUUGGUUUGUUAUUAAGAAACUGCUGGACGCUACCAAAGUUUCUGCGCAGGUGAAAUCGGAUAUUGAUGUGGAAUCAACAGAGAUUGCCUUAGCUUUCCCAAUGAAGUUAAACAAGUCCUUCAAUGCUCAGGUACUCCCAGAAAAACAACCUGUUUUUGCCUUUCUACCUCUGCGCUCAUAUGGUUUGCGCUUCAUCAUUCAAGGUGAUUUUGACUUGCCAUCCAAUAGAGAAGCUGUUGAUUCUGACAGUUUGUGGAACCAGUGGCUCAGUAGUGAGAUACCAUCACUAUUUUUAGAUGCUCUGGAAAAAUUCAAGGCUCAUCCACACUUCACUUCACCUGUGAUGGCAGUUGCUUCUUAUUUACAAUUUGUACCUGAGGAGGACGAAGUGCUUGACUUCUUUAGACCAAUUGCAACACACAUUCAGAAAAAGCUGAAAAGUAAACCAUGCAUUCCUUGUCAACCAUUAACAGAAGGUGGCAACAUUCAAUGGAAAAUUCCUUCUCAGACACUUCUUGGUCAAGACUCACUGACAAUGAAAGUGGCUCCUCCACAAAAACUUCAAGAGAUUUUAAACCUAUGUUAUUUGCAUCCAGAUCUUGCCAACAUACUUAAUAUAAGUACUACUAACAGUCUGGGUAUUGAGAAAAUAAAAACAGCCCACCUGUUGAAGAUUGGAGAAGGUUUAGCCAGUGACUUUUAUAACAGCACAACAGUUAACAGUGAGCAGAUUGCACAAAUUGCUCGGUGGUUUGCCUGUGUCUAUCGCAGCUUGGAUGAAAUGGGUAACAAUGAAGAUAUCUUUGCAAAACUCUCAGAGAUCCGGAUAAUUCCUCUGAGUUCUUCCAUUUUAACAACCCUCAGAAGUGAAACAGUUUUCCUUCCAAUGGAUUCCUACAAACAUCCUGUACAGAAACGGAAUGAUAAAUUCUUGCCUCUCUGGAACGACUUAAGAACUGUUCACUCAGAAUUGUUCUGCACCGAUGACCCCGAAAUCAACAUACAAGUGCAUAAGCUCAUCCUGCAGAUGGGUGUGCAACCAUUACAGUCUGACAAUAUUAUCAAUCAUCAUAUUUUGCCAAUUUUGCAGUCUGAAGAUUGGAAGUUGAAGAGUGAAUCAGUUUUGGUGAACUAUGUGAUGUUCAUGAAAUACCAGUAUGACAGAGAUCCAAAUUCCUUUGUCUUUUCUGGCUUGUCUUCUGUUGUUCCCCUGAAGACAAACAAAGGUAUGCUCUGUCCAGACCAAGUUGCCAUUCAUUUUACUCCAUCUUAUGGCAAUAAGAUCAACUUAAGUAAAGAACUUCCAGGUUAUGAUUGGGUCCUUCUUACUGAUGUUUACUUGCAAGGAGCCACUCAGAAAUCUGAAAAACUAUCCUGGCAUGAAUUUUUCGGCAAACUGAAGGUCACUGACUUGCUCAGCAUCACAGAGACCACAAUAAAGAUCAAUCAGGACAAUAAAGAUCAGUUGCCAUGGAAACCAUUAUAUGAAACUUGGCCAGCCAAUUCUGGUGAUUAUGUCGUUGCUGAUUUAGCAUGCCAGGAAUUUGAAUCCUUAGUAAAUCAGAAUAGAAACAUGGAAACAUUCUCCAAACAGAUGGAUGUUCUCUGCCAGAUAAUUGAUGAGCUUUGGGAUGCUGAAUAUUCGAAAUAUAUCACAACAACACUCGAGUCAAGUGAUGGCCAUAUCCUCAAAGAAAUACCUACCUCUUUUGCUAUAAAUUUACAAACAUUACCUUGGUUACCAGCAGAAGAAUUGAAACUUGAAAACAACAAUGGCACUGUAAAAGUUAGCAAGAAAUCUUCUGAGCAGGUGUCUGACAGCUUGUAUCUGAACUCAGAUAAUCUAAAGUACUUGCUUGGUCAUGCUGUUUCUUAUUCAAGGAUUAAAUUAAUUAGUGCCUCUUUCUGUAAGUUCCUCAGGAUUAAGACUAGUACCAAUCCCCAACACAUUAGCGAUAUUCUUAUCAAGUGGGGAGAACGUACCAAUGACUCUGACAAAGUUGAAUUCUGUGGAUCACUGAAACAUAUGAACUCUAUUUACACCUAUUUGUCCAAACACCUCACCAAUGAUGAAGUAAAGAAUAUUUUCAAACAUAAACCUGUGAUCUUUGUACCCAGUAGUAAUAACAACUUAAAAUGUGACUAUGUGGUGGGCCAAAUGUACAAAAGAGAAGAAAUCUGGUGGAAUGACAGCACAGGAUUAAUUGAGAAACACAUGGAUUUGCUGAAAUCAUACAAGAAAAACUGUAGUCUGAAAAGUGGGAUUCAAAAUUUCUACCAGAACUUAGAAGAGUUUUUCUGUGAUACAGUUCGGAUAUCUAGAUACCCCCUUCUGCAAGAUUAUGGGGAGCUUAUUCAAGUUUUAUCAUACUUGGAUGAAGAUGGUUUGCAAAACAUGAAGGAACUAUUCUUUUUGAUAGGAGAGAAAAUACAAAUAUGUAAUAUGUCGAAGAAACAAGAUCUCUUCGAAAUGAUAGAACAGCAGAAAAGAAAACUUUUUGAAAUACUCCAAGGUGAAAAUAUAUUUCCAACUGUGAAAAAUAAACUGGUCAGUUUACAAGAUUUUCCAGUUAUUGCAGACAACAAGGUGUAUGAGAAAAUGUUUAAGGAUGAACUCAACUUCAUUGAUUUGGAAUAUGAAACUGUCAACAAGAAAAAAAGGAAAAUUACCGCUGAGAAGAGAAAAUAUAUCCAACACUUCCUUGAUUUGUUUAAGAUUGGUUUUCUGAGCAAUUGCAUCAAAGAGGACGUCAAAACAGAAUUGUACAAACCUUGCUAUAAGCUGCAAAAUUACAUGCAUCAAAUUAUUUAUCCGAUCCAAUGUUACCUUUACAAUACUUUCCCAGAAAUCUAUGAGAUGUGGAAACAGUUGUGUUUCCAUGACACAGUUGGCCAAUGGAAAUUUUCUCAGGUGAAAGAACUUGAAGUGUGGUAUACUUUCACACGCAAUACAGAUAUUUAUGUUCUUCAAAAUGAAACCUGCAUCAUAAAGGACAAUACGUUUUAUGUUCAAGAAAAUCAUUUAAAUUCCAAGAAUCUAAACUCUCAUAUCGCGUUAUAUUUCAGCAGCAACGAUCACAUGUGCUAUUUAAGUUUGAAGGAAUUUCUCAGUAAUGUUGGUGAUAAGUUAGAUUCUCCUCCAGAACUUGAAUCCUUCUUAUCAACUACGUCUGACAUUCCUAGUGAUGAAAUACCAUGGGUAAUUCCAGCACCACCAGCUUGGUAUUUUCAGGCCGUUAGCCCUGCUGAAUCUAUUGAUCCUGUUAUCCAACCUGUUAACCCAAUGGAUGAAUGUCAAGCUUCAGUCAAAGGAAAUAUGGAACCAGAUCACAAGGCCAACACAUCUAGUGGCAUAGUUUCUUGGCCACCGGCGUCUUCUGCAGUGAUGAAAGAAAAUUUGGAACCUAAAAAAAGUGGUGGUCAUGGUGGAGCAUGUAGCUGGCCUCUACCUGAGGCUCCUGGUUAUUAUAAAUCUGGACCGUCAACCAAAUUUAAGAUUUCAGCACAUGCUGAUGAACAGCAGGAUAAAACCGAAAAGCCUCAGCAACAAACAGAGGAAUCUGAAGAACAAACUAAGAAACCUGGGAAACAUGUGUCAUCAGGACAAGACAAAAACAUUUCUCUUCAUGCCUCAACUGAUGAACAGAGAGUUCAGGGUGAGAAGUCUAACCAACCAGCUUUCAAAACUACCACAGCAGUCGAUAGGGGUGCUUCCUCAACACAAGGACAGAAUAUGGAGUCAAAUAGGAGAUCGGAGAAACAUAUGAGCAGCAGUUCAUUGGAAAAUUCUGAAACUAAUAAUUCUGAAACUGUAAACCAAAGGACCCCACUUAGGCGAAAACGAUCUAAUGAAGACCUCGAGGAGCCAAAGGCUAAAAGAUACCCACAGCCUAAUUUUGAUUUCCCAAUUUGGUUAGAAGGCUGUAAAGAUCUUGAAUACAAGGAACUAGCAAGGGGGAAGGAAUUGAACAUACCGGAACAGUACAAUAUUGAUCCUGAUUCAACAGACUGCAACGUCAUGACAGCACGUUGGGGUGAACAUCUGGUGUUUAAUUACUUAUUGCAACAGAAAACCGUAGCUGAGAGUUUUAUCUACAGUAUCAGUUGGAUGAAUGAGAUACAAGAGACGGGACAACCGUACGACAUAAAAGUUGUACUGAAAAAGACAGAUGAAAAUGGAAGCCAACGUUUCCACGAGGAAUAUAUUGAAGUGAAAAGUACUCUUUCAGAAAAGAAAUCAAUUUUUGAAAUAUCUAACAAAGAAUUAGAAUUUGCUAAUCAAAAACUGGCCAGUUAUCAUGUGUACAGAGUUUUCAACGCUGGCAAUAGCAGCAAUGUCCGGCUACUUAAGAUUGAAAAUCUUGCUUUGUACAUUAAGCAGAAAAAAAUACAUCUCUGUCUCAUUAUUUAAAAACCAUAGAGUUUCUUUAUAUCGACAGGAAAAUUAUCUGCAACAUUUGUCAGUUCCAUAAACUCACACAAACACAUAUGGUCAUGCACACAUAUAAAUAUGCAGAAGCAAGUUACCAUAGUUUAAAUACAUUAAGCCUUCACCAGAACUUUUAUAUGUUGCUUUCAAUUCAAACACAAGUAUAUAAAACCAUAAAAUCCUUUCAUGUGUCUAACAUUUUUAUAUAAGAUAUCUGAAUAAUUUUUAUACAAGAUCCUUUGGCGUUUUAAAUUUUUUAAUCUUCUCAGUGUUAUAUUUAAUUGUGAUUCUUACUUAAAUCAUUAGAAAUUAUUUUAUCAUCAGUGACUAAGUGAUGCGUUGUUUUCAGUGUCACCACAUUCCUAUUUGCUUUACAUAUGUUUUAACUGUUUGCUCUCUCUGUCUUUCUACAUUGAGUGAAGAACAAACAGUGAAUGUAACAAU